AUGUCCAGCCAGGGUUCCGCGUCUCAAUCGGCCUCCUUCACCCGUUGUCAUGUCUGCUUCAAACAUAACAGGUCGAGACAUGACGGAACUCUCGUCAAAAACGGUGGAAAAGUGAAGGGUACGGAGUGCUCUUGUUCAUUGAAAAUGCCACCCUCGGUUGCAGGCAGGAAAUCGGUUGGGGGUCGAAUUGGGAAUUUGUCAAUGGCGGGUGUUAAACCGAAAACAAUAAAGACUGCUUUUGGUCAAGUUUUUAUCAACAUGCUGAAAAAUAUAUGUGAUCACCCAUCUGAAUCCACGGUAUGGUUUAAAUUGUUAUUCCUUCCAAAAAUGGUGCUUUAUGAAGAUCCCCGAGGAGGAAGAGGUCGUAAUAUCAGCGUUCAAAUCAACAGUAGGCUCGAUGCUUUUACUAGUGGCCCAUUCGAGGUAAAAGCCAUGAAACCUGUUUUAAAAGAUGAAAGGGGAGGAGGUCGUCAACCAAAAAUUUGUGCCAUGGUUAAAAGCAAAAGUGAAAAAGGAACUUCCGGUGGAAGAGACGACCUAACCCCCCAGCAUCUAAAAGAUAUGGCGCAUGAAAAAACCGAAACCACCGAGCUUAUCAACGCAGUGACUUGUUUCAUAAACCUUUUGCUAAAUGGUGUUUGUCCUCUUGAGGUGGUUCCAUAUAUGUUUGGAUGGACUCAGGCAGUUUUUCCCGUUGGUAUGGAGGGAUUGGGAUUGGGCGUCGAAGCUGAUUUGGCAUCAUCUGCUUUCUUGUCUUCAGCCGCGGCCACGGCGACCCUUCAAACUAAUCUACUGCCGGACGAUGGAGAAUUUGAGGACCAUCUGAGGAUUGAAACUUUUAACCACUGGUGUUUUAUAUAUGGUAACGUAAACAGCAUAGAUUUGCUUGAAGGUGACUUACAAAAUAUUAGGGUAAGUCAUGAUCUAAGCCCUGAACAGCGUGUUGAAUUGAAAUCGCUGUUGGAUAAAGCCAAGUCUAAAAAUGUUGAAGAUAAUGAUUUUUUAUACAAGGUCAGAGGCCCUAUCGGACGGUGGAAAAUAAUCAAGUUUCCCAAAGUAGUCACUGCUCAAUAA
This is a messenger RNA of Helobdella robusta, 1074 nucleotides long. RefSeq lists its product as hypothetical. NCBI's taxonomy places the organism in Eukaryota, Metazoa, Annelida, Clitellata, Rhynchobdellida, Glossiphoniidae. The record is from RefSeq and is a predicted model, not a curated record. Bases 1 to 1074 code for a protein of 357 amino acids. The transcript has 5 exons.